AUGUCGAGCACAACGAGUGCGACGGUUGACAGCGCGGACAUCGUCAGGCUAAUUCUUCAGUUCUGCAAAGAGAACAGUCUCUUCAGGACGCUGCAAUGUCUCCAAGAAGAGUCGCGGGUGUCUCUGAAUGCGGUGGACUCCCUGGAUGCACUCCUCAGCGACGUGAACAAAGGUCAUUGGGACACUGUCCUGCAGGCAGUGUCGUACUUAAGUCUGCCGCCGAACAUCCUCCAGGAUUUGUACAGCCAGGUGGUGCUGGAACUCGCUGAGCUGCGCGAGGUCGAGACAGCCCAUCAUCUCUUACGGGAGACGGCCCCAAUGAACGCACUCAAGCAGGCGAACCCCGAAAGGUAUUUGCGGGUUGAGGCUCUAGUCAAGAAGCACCAUUUCGAUGCAUCGGAAGCUUACGAGGGCAUGAGCAAGGAGAAGAUCCGCGGAAACCUUGCCCAGAGCAUAAGCAAGCACGUCCAGGUGGCUCCUCCAUCACGGCUGCUGGCGCUCGUCGGUCAGGCUAUGAAAUGGCAGCAGCAUGUGGGCCUUCUCCCAAAGAAUGCGAGGAUUGACGUGUUCAGAGGCGUGGCCAAAGAUGCCGAGGUCGAGGCCGAAAUGUGCCCGACCAUGGUCGCAAGGACUGUGAAAUUCGGCUCGAAAUCCCAUCCAGAAUGUGUGACAUUCUCACCGGAUGGCCAGUUCUGCGUGUCGGGUUCUGUCGAUGGCAUGGUGGAGGUUUGGGAUCAUCAGACUGGCACUCUGAGGAAGGAUCUCCAGUAUCAGGAUGAGGGCAGCUUCAUGAUGCAUGAUAAGGCUGUGAUCGCUGUGGCCUUCAACAAGGAGUCUGAGCUUCUCGCAACCGGCUCCCAGGAUGGCCAAAUCAAGGUCUGGCGCAUCGCCACAGGCCAGUGCGCCCGGCGCUACGAGAAAGCUCACAGCCAAGGGAUCACCUGCAUCACCUGGGCCAAAGACUCUUCGCAGCUGCUCACGGGUUCCUUCGACUUUACGGCCCGAGUGCAUGGAAUAAAGUCUGGGAAAACGCUCAAGGAGUUCAGAGGACACAAGUCCUAUGUAAACUCGGCAGUGUACACCAAAGACAACGCUCGUGUUGUGACGGCCUCGUCCGAUAGCCAUGUCAUUGUCUACGAUGCCAAGACCACGGAAAUCAUCAACACGAUCACGCCCCCUCCGCCUUCUCACUGCAGCUCCAUCAUGGACUACUCUGUGAACGCUGCUAUAAUGGCACCGAAGAUACCAGGAUACAGCGAGCACGAGGACUUAAUCUUCGUGUGCACGCGAACCAACACAAUUCUGCUGAUGAACCUCGCCGGGCAGGUACUGAAAAGUUUCUGCUCUGGAAAGCGCGACAAAGGCGAUUUUGUCGCAAUGACGACAUCUCCGAAAGGCGAAUGGCUGUAUGGGGUGGCGGAGGACAACACAAUGUACUGCUUCUCCGUGGCAUCAGGGUCCCUCGAGCAGACAUUGAAGGUGGCAGACAAGGAGGUCAUCGGUAUCGCGCACCAUCCCUCUCGCAACGUAAUAGCCGGUUUCGCUGGUGAUGGCUCCAUGGUCUUUAUGUCGGAUUCAAGGGAGGGGCCAGACAUUUCUCGCAGCAUCUAUGUCAACAAGGAUCCUGCAGACACUGCCGUAGGUCUCUCCCCUGGUGCACAGAGCGACGAUUGCUACGAGGUGCCCCAGGAGACACCACCUUCGCUGAAAGGACGGGAGCAACGGCAAAGCAGUAUGUCUCGCAGCCGCAGUUCUCGAGGAGGUGACUUCUGUUGUUCUUAUCCGCUCUUCGACCAGCUCUGA
This is a messenger RNA of Symbiodinium sp. CCMP2456, 1803 nucleotides long. NCBI's taxonomy places the organism in Eukaryota, Dinophyceae, Suessiales, Symbiodiniaceae. The record is from the annotation of a GenBank genome assembly.